AUGAGUACAUAUCCUUACAGGUCAACCCUGACCCCAAUCUCUCCCCAGCCACCACACAAAGUCGACGCUUCUCGAUUCUGGGCUGUCAUCAUCAGGAUUGAUGAAUAUAAAGAAAUCUCAAUACUGGAAUGUGGCGUGACAGACAUGCAAUCAUUUCAUCAGUACUUGAUUGCUGACCUAGGCAUACCAGAGGGACAUAUCCAACUUCUUCUCGGAUCCAAACAGCACAAUUCUCCCGCCAAUCCAAUGUAUCCUUCCCACACCCAUAUCAUCGAUGUGCUUCUCAGUCUCAUGAACAACAAAGAGAUCGAGAAAGGCGAUAACAUCAUCAUCUACUACGCCGGUCAUGGCUCCUCCUAUGAAUAUUCAGGUCACCUUAAUGCCAAGAAACCAGACGAUGGAGCAGAAAUCAGUUUUGGAAGUGUCGGAUGCAUUGAAGCACUUUGUCCUAUCAAUCGGGACACCUGUGAUGCGAACGGUAAUGCUGUUCCUGACAUUAGUGACAGGGAACUGAACACGAUCCUAACUUUAAUCUCCCGAUCGAAGGGUCACCACAUCACUGUCAUUCUCGACUGC
Molecule: messenger RNA, 576 nt
Organism: Desarmillaria tabescens
Lineage: Eukaryota; Fungi; Basidiomycota; Agaricomycetes; Agaricales; Physalacriaceae
Exons: 1
Biological process (GO): proteolysis
Molecular function (GO): cysteine-type endopeptidase activity
Source: RefSeq, a predicted model, not a curated record